UUUUCCAUUUUCAAGUUUCUGUUGAAAGAUUAAUUAUUCAUUUUACUUAUAAUUUAAAAAAAUUGAAAUAUAUCAAUAUAUGAAAAUUUCUAAUAUCGGAAUGGAUUUCGUAAAAGUACAUCCGAGACUAUUAUUGGUGCAGAACAGCAGAAUAAAUGCUUUGUCGACGAAAUCGUAUGGUGUCGAAUGGCCUCGUCCUUGAUUAUUAUCUUAUUUGAGCAUCUUGAGUUCGUCAACGAUGUUUUCAUAUAUGCGUAUUCCCGAAUUCAUUGACCUUGCGGCAUCAGGUUUCCAGUAUGGUUUUAUUUAUUUUUAGGAACAAAUCAUCCUUCUAUAGUGAAAAAAAAUAUGACCUUCAUUCGAAGAUGCUGGUGGUUGGCGAUUUUUAUGUUUGAAAAACUUGCAGAAUCCUUGUGAAUAAAAAUGCCGGUAUGCGGUAGAAAUUCUUACUGACCAUAGACAAAGACAAGUUUCGCGCACUUGAAACCGGCUUUACGGGCAAGGUCAAGAAGAUUUAACCCAUACUAGUACAAAAAGAUUACCCCGAGUCUCGUUUCGACCAGUCCAAAGUUCAUAUUCUAGCACCGUAUUCAUAUAUAUAUAUACGAAGGGAACUGCGACGUUGUGACCAUUCUUCGCUGCAUUUUGACUGAGUUGUGGCGAAACAAUCGUCGCAUCGAAACUUUUGAAACUCUUGAAAGAAUCAAUCUCUUAUAACCGUUGUUCAAAAUCGAUUCUCUGAUUUUUGAACGCCACGAGACCUCUUCGAUCAUGUGGGGUCAAGGAAUAAUAAUAUUGACUUUGGUGUCAUUGAGCGUAUCGACAGAAAAUUGCUCCAGCGAAAAAUCCGAUGACUGUCAAAAUAUUGUGGGUACAAGCACCGCCAAGUUCAAUCAGGACGUUGACUGGGAAAAAGCUACUACCAUUUAUCAAUUUCAAGCAAAUGACAUAAACGGCAAAAACGUUUCGUUAGAUAAAUAUCGAGGACACGUUCUGGUUGUGGUCAAUGUGGCAAGCAAUUGUGGAUUAACGGAAACAAACUACAGACAAUUGGAAGCUCUGUACGAGAAAUAUGGUCCGUCAAAGGGUUUGAAAGUUCUAGCUUUCCCAUCUAAUCAAUUUGCUAACCAAGAGCCUGGAACUUCAGCAGAUAUUUUGAAUUUUGUCAAAAAGUACAAUGUUCAAUUUGACUUGUUCCAAAAAGUUGAUGUUAAUGGCGACAAUGCUCAUCCGGUGUGGAAAUGGCUAAAAAAACAAUCUGGCGGAUUCCUCACUGAUGAAAUUAAAUGGAAUUUCUCCAAAUUUGUUAUUGACAAGGAGGGCCAUGUUGUAUCACGCUUUUCUCCAACCACUGAACCGUUUUCUUUGGAAGAUACUCUGAAAGCUCUCUUCUAAGUCACUAACACUGAAUUACAAAGCUCGCACAUCAAUGUUUAUGAUUUUUAGUUACAAAGAACAUGAGUUUUCAAUAUUAAUAUCAUGAAAAAAUAUCUAAUUUCAGUUUUGUGUUUUCGAUAAAUAUUUUGAAUUAAUGCGAGCUAGGCAUUCUUAUGUCCUGUUUCUAUAAUGAAUUAUCGCCUUCACAUAACUGUUUAGUAUUAAUCCUAAGCUAACUCAUCAAUUGUUUGAAAGAUACUCUUGUUUCUUCAUCACACUGUAUUACAUUGUAUUGCUAUUUACUACGUAUUGCAAUACUCAGUGACUGUUCUCGCUCGUUCAUUAGGAAAACUGGAAAAUAUCUUAUAUUUUGCAAACAAUAGAUUAUUUGGCAGCGUUUUCUCAUGUAACGAAAAUACUUUAAGAAAUAUUGAACAACAUAAACUAAUUUUUUAAUGGACGUUAGGCUUUAGCGUUUCAAAUCUAUUGAUAUAAUACAUUAAAGUGAAAUCAACAUUUAAAAGCUGUUAACCGAAAAUCUUAUUCUUUCAAACCACACGAUUAAAUCCAUUUUUACAUCUAUAUGUAAAGAACAAAAUAUCGAAAUUUUAUAAAAUCACAAACAUCGAAUCAUGAUAUAUUUGUUCAGUCGUUUUUGAUUUUGAAAACCAAACUUUUUCCAGCGAAAAGGCUGAUUCAGUCAAAUAUUUUAUUCCUCAAAACUCUAUACAACCGAUUUCGUAAAUGCAGGAUCAUGUUUCCACAAAAAUCAUAUUUAUAUUUAGAAUUGAUUGUGCUAUACCGUCGAUAAUAAAAAAUAUCAUGGUCGUCUCCAUAAGGAGAUGCUGAUUUAUAAUUCGUCGUAUUUUUAACUGAAAAUGUAAAUAAUCAUCUCGGACAACAAUAUCGAUAUAAACGUGCUUAACCAAUCGCAAAUAUAUAUGUUACUGCGCACUUGAAACAGGCUGCAAGGACGAGUCAAGAUCGAACACGUGUCGUGAAAUAAUAUGCACAUUUUCGGUUCGAAGCCAUAUUUUUUUGGUUAAAUGUAUAGGAAGGGUAUGUUUUAUUAGCAUCAUCGACAUAAGCUGACUUCGCAUACGCCAAUUGAGCAUUCCUCGAUAAUGUGGAAUGAGUAAUUACAAUCUUUGAAAAUCAUAAGUUCUCCCCUACGAGUUUCUCAUAAUUUGAUCAACUCUCUGAGAUUAUCGAAGAAGACAACUAAAAUUUGUAUAUCUACUCUCAUGUUGAAGAAUCUCGGAGAGUUGGUCAAAUUUUUUGAGAAAUUCGUAGGAAAGAAAUAUUGUCCACCCUGUAAAAACACGAAACCGUGCGAAAUUUGUAAAAUAAUUGAACGUCAUCCCAGAACUAUCAAGUCAACACAUAAGUGAGAAAAUUUUAGUCAAUUGAAAAAUGUAUCUAAUUAUUCCAUGCGAUUGGCCUUCAUUACUGAGAAAUUUAAGGAGACAUAGUUAUCCCGAUCUUUUCGACAAAACGUUCUAAUCUCAAAUAGCUUUUUCCCCAUAAUCAGAAUAAUAUUGAAAAAACAAUGGAAAAGGAGUACCAUUUGACAAAGCCCAAAGAAUAUGAAAAUUUUUUUUUUUUCAAUCAAACCAACAUUACUCUCCAAACGAUACGCUCCGUUGAUCAAAAACUGCAUUGAGAUAACUUGAGUUUCUUUAAAAUGCUGUCAAGUUAAAAACUGAAGGGGUAUUGACAGUUGGAGAAAAAGUUUGUUUUUUUUCCUUCCCGAAUUUCGAUAUGAUAACAGAUUGUGGAAAAUAGAUAUUAGAAAAUAGUAUUUUUCAUCACACAUGCACCGAAAAUUUAGAGUCUGUGCAUGCUGGUGAAAAAAAUAUUUGCACAUGUUAAAAAACUUCAGGAAAAAUUGGAAAAUUUUCGGCAAACCCCAAGUCUUACGUUUACAGACUUUUAUCUCGCAUUAUAGAAUAACUGCGAAUAGGAAGAGUUGUGCUCUAAAAAUAAAGCUGAAUAAAUUUUACGAUAGAUUGAAAA
Molecule: messenger RNA, 3393 nt
Organism: Venturia canescens
Lineage: Eukaryota; Metazoa; Arthropoda; Insecta; Hymenoptera; Ichneumonidae
Product: probable phospholipid hydroperoxide glutathione peroxidase
Exons: 2
Coding region: 772-1395 (207 amino acids)
Biological process (GO): response to oxidative stress
Molecular function (GO): glutathione peroxidase activity
Source: RefSeq, a predicted model, not a curated record